Branchiostoma belcheri (Belcher's lancelet) is the source of this 588-nucleotide messenger RNA. RefSeq lists its product as uncharacterized. The transcript has 2 exons. Bases 127 to 573 code for a protein of 148 amino acids. Lineage: Eukaryota; Metazoa; Chordata; Leptocardii; Amphioxiformes; Branchiostomatidae. The record is from RefSeq and is a predicted model, not a curated record.
CCAGCUAGAGAUUACUACUGUGGGAAGGAGUGGUCCUAUCUGGAGGUCCGGCGCCUUGCCGUCCUCACCCUGGACGAACAGAAGCAGUUCGAGAUCAAGAUCUCCGACAACUACCUGCGCAAGGGGAUGGGCAUCCAGGAGUGCCCCAAGUGUCACUCCUUGUGCGAGCGCAUCGACAAGAAAGACAAGCUUGUGGUGUGUCCGCUGUGUUCGGGUAGGGAGAAGAAGGAGUUUCACUUCUGCUGGUACUGUCUGCACGAGUGGAUUGGGAGAGACACCGACAAGUGCGGCAAUGAAGACUGCAACGGUGAAGACAAGCGUCUUAAGAUCCUCCGUGACUGCACAAAGAAGACCAUCGUGGGCGUGGUUGGCUGUCCUUCUGUUAGGGCCUGCCUGACGUGUGGCAUGCUCAUCGAACAUGACAGGGCCUGCAAGCAUAUGGUCUGUAGAUGUGGCCAGAAGUUCUGCUUCAUCUGCCUCAAACCAGCAGUGGAUGGGCGCUACCAGUGUGGCACGUACAACAGCCCAUGUGAGAUCACCGCCGUGCAGACAACCAUCCCUGGGGACAACUGAGAGGGGCCAAAGAGA